UCCGCAGUCUCUGGUCAUCUCCUGUACUGUGUCCGCAGACUCUGGUCAUCUCCUGUACUAUGUCCGCAGCCUCUGGGCAUCUCCUGUACUAUGUCCGUGAUUUAGUUACGGACUCAAUCGUCCAGUGCUUAUCUGUUCCUGUCCUAAUUUUAUCCGCAGUCUCUAGUCAUCUCCUGUACUAUGUCUGCAGUCUCUGGUCAUCUCCUGUACUAUGUCCGCAGUCUCUGGUCAUCUCCUGUACUAUGUCCGCAGUCUCUGGUCAUCUCCUGUACUAUGUCCGCAGUCUCUGGUCAUCUCCUGUAGUAUGUCCGCAGUCUCUGGUCAUCUCCUGUACUAUGUCCACAGUCUCUGGUCAUCUCCUGUACUAUUUCCACAGUCUCUGGUCAUCUCCUGUAGUAUGUCCGCAGUCUCUGGUCAUCUCC
Messenger RNA from Staurois parvus, 422 nucleotides. NCBI's taxonomy places the organism in Eukaryota, Metazoa, Chordata, Amphibia, Anura, Ranidae. The record is from the annotation of a GenBank genome assembly.